Molecule: messenger RNA, 3659 nt
Organism: Octodon degus (degu)
Lineage: Eukaryota; Metazoa; Chordata; Mammalia; Rodentia; Octodontidae
Gene: Ccar2
Product: cell cycle and apoptosis regulator 2
Exons: 21
Coding region: 206-2986 (926 amino acids)
Biological process (GO): regulation of DNA-templated transcription; RNA splicing
Cellular component (GO): nucleus; DBIRD complex
Molecular function (GO): RNA polymerase II complex binding
Source: RefSeq, a predicted model, not a curated record
GGGGGAAGGGAGACACCAGUGGAGGCGAGGGAGGGACUAUAUCCGGCAGGGUGGCAGCUUCCGACCAGUGGUCUCACUUCCGGAGAGACGCUUCCGGUGGUGGCGGCAGCAGCGGCUCUGGUGGUUCCGGGUGUCUUUGUCCCCCCAGUGUCGCGGCCCUGGCCCGCAGGUUUCCCCAAGAUCCUGAAAGCGGACCGCCUUCCCAAUGUCCCAGUUUAAGCGCCAGCGGAUCAGCCCGCUUCCAGGGGGACGCAACUUCUCAGGCGCCGCUUCAACAUCUCUUCUCGGUCCUCCCCCUGGUUUGCUUACUCCUCCUGUGGCCACAGACCUGUCGCAAAAUGCCAGGCACCUUCAGGGUGGGGAGAAGCAGCGCGUCUUCACUGGGAUCGUCACCAGCUUGCAUGACUACUUCGGGGUUGUGGANGAUGGGGUCUACUGCUCCUGCACUCGCAGUGUGGUGAAGGGCCGGCUACCCCAGCUGGGUGAGAAGGUGCUGGUGAAGGCUGCAUACAACCCAGGCCAGGCUGUGCCCUGGAAUGCUGUCAAGGUGCAAACGCUCUCUAACCAGCCCCUACUGAAGUCCCCAGCACCUCCCCUUCUGCACGUGGCAGCUCUGGGCCAGAAGCAAGGGAUCCUGGGAGCUCAGCCCCAGUUAAUCUUCCAACCUCACCGGAUCCCCCCCCUCUUUCCUCAGAAGCCUCUGAGUCUCUUCCAAACAUCCCACACACUUCACCUGAGCCACCUGAACAGAUUUCCUGCUCGGGGCCCUCACGGACGGCUGGAUCAGGGUCGAAGUGACGACUAUGACGCCAAGAAACGCAAGCAGCGGGCUGGUGGAGAGCCUUGGGGUGCUAAGAAGCCAAGGCAUGACCUGCCUCCCUACCGGGUCCAUCUCACGCCCUACACAGUGGACAGCCCUACCUGUGACUUCCUAGAACUGCAGCGCCGCUACCGCAGCCUGCUGGUCCCCUCGGAUUUUCUGUCCGUGCAUCUGAGCUGGCUGGCGGCCUUCCCCCUGAGCCAGCCCUUCUCCCUCCACCAUCCCAGCCGGAUUCAGGUCUCUUCAGAGAAGGAGGUGGCUCCAGACCCUGCUGCUGAGCCCAGCCCUGCGGACAGUGACCCCACUUACAGUUCCAAGGUCCUGCUGCUGUCCUCCCCUGGCCUGGAGGAACUGUAUCGCUGCUGCAUGCUCUUUGUGGAUGACAUGGCUGAGCCCAGGGAGACGCCAGAGCAUCCUUUGAAGCAGAUAAAGUUUUUGCUGGGCCGGAAAGAAGACGAGGCGGUGCUGGUCGGGGGGGAGUGGUCUCCCUCCCUGGAUGGCCUUGACCCCCAGGCUGACCCUCAGGUGCUGGUACGCACGGCCAUCCGCUGUGCGCAAGCCCAGACUGGCAUUGACUUGAGCACCUGCACCAAGUGGUGGCGCUUUGCAGAGUUUCAGUACCUGCACCCAGGUCCGCCCCGGCGGCUGCACACCGUGGUGGUGUACCUGCCGGACAUUUGGACCAUCAUGCCCACUCUGGAGGAGUGGGAUGCCCUGUGCCAGCAGAAGGCUGCAGAGGCAGCUCCGCCACCGCAGGAGGCACCAGGGGAAGCGGAGCCUACUGAGCAGACCCCUGAUGCAUCGACAGAGCAAGCAGCAGAUCCUUCUAAACAGGAUGCUGAGACUCCUGAGGCCACUGUGCAGCAGGAAACAGACACUGACCUCCCAGAGGCCCCCCCACCGCCCCUAGAGCCUGCUGUCAUGGCGCGUCCCAGUUGUGUCAACCUGUCCCUCUAUGUGAUUGUAGAGGAUCGGAGGCCAAAAGAAAGGAUCUCUUUUGAGGUGAUGGUGUUAGCAGAGCUCUUUCUGGAGAUGCUGCAGAGGGAUUUCGGCUAUAGGAUUUAUAAGAUGCUGCUGAGCCUGCCUGAAAAGGCUGUUUCUCCCCCUGAACCUGAGAAGGAAGAGGCGGCCAAGGAGGGGGCUGCUAAAGAGGAGGAAGCUGUCAAAGAGCAGGUGGUCAAGGAGUCCAGGGAUGAGGUACAGAAUGAGGGCACAGCUGCUGAGUCAGACCCCCCACUGAAAGAGGAUGGGCUUUUGCCCAAACCGCCCUCUUCCGGCAGUGAGGAGGAGGAGAAGCCCCGGGGUGAGGCAGCCGAGGAGUUGUGUGAGAUGGCCCUGGACCCGGAGCUGCUGCUUCUGAGGGAUGAUGGCGAGGAAGAGUUUGCAGGAGCAAAGCUGGAGGACUCAGAGGUCCGGUCUGUUGCUUCAAACCAGUCGGAAAUGGAAUUCUCCUCACUCCAGGACAUGCCCAAGGAGCUGGACCCCUCUGCUGUGCUCCCCUUGGACUGUCUUCUGGCUUUUGUGUUCUUUGAUGCCAACUGGUGUGGCUACUUGCACCGGCGGGACUUGGAGAGGGUCCUUCUCACACUGGGCAUUCGGCUCAGUGCAGAGCAGGCCAAGCAGCUGGUUAGCAGGGUGGUGACGCAGAACAUUUGCCAGUAUCGGAGCUUACAGUACAGCCGCCCAGAGACAGUGGACAGCGGGCUUCCAGAGGAGGUGCUCUUUGGAAAUCUGGACCUGCUGCCUCCUUCUGGGAAGAGCACAAAGCCAGGAGCUGCUCCCACGGAGCACAAAGGCCUGGUGCCCCAUAACGGCAGCCUGAUCAACGUGGGGAGCCUGCUGCAGCGUGCGGAGCAGCAGGACAGUGGGCGGCUCUACCUGGAGAACAAGAUUCACACACUGGAACUGAAGCUAGAGGAGAGCCAUAACCGUUUCUCAGCCACUGAAGUGACAAACAAGACAUUGGCUGCAGAGAUGCAAGAGCUGCGGGCGCGGCUGACAGAGGCCGAGGAUGCAGCCCGGGUGGCCGAGCGGCAGAAGGGCCAGCUGCAGCGGCUGCUGCAGGAGUUCCGCAGGCGUCUGGGUCCGCUGCAGCUUGAGGUGCAGCGCAUGGUGGAGAAGGCUGACAGUUGGGUAGACAAGGAGGAGCCAGCGCCUAGCAACUGAGGGGCCUUGCUGGAGUGCCAUUGAAGGUCAGCGAUGGAGCCCGAAGAUGUUAGAGCCCUUUUGGUACCAGAAAGCAGCUGGAGCAGGGCCUGGGAGCCACAGGCAGGGGUGGCUGAGCCCUAUGCACAGUCUGUGCAGGGGAUACCAAGCCAUCAGGGUGGGGUCUGUGCUAUGUGGAUGAUGUGUGAAGAACCCCAGUUUCAGCUACAACUAAACAACAUCUUUUGCACCCCUAGAAUGCCAUUUUGCCCUCACCUUGGAAUUUCUCCCAGGGCCCUUGUAGUCUUGUGCUGUCUCCUGUCCUCUUCCAGUUUUGAGUACGACGGGAGGAAAGGCUUUUCAAGCCCAUGACAAGGUCUGAUGAAGGGACAGACAUGGAGUCUGGCGGGGGCCGAGAAACCCCUUUCUCUGGACGGCACAAACCCUGUAGGCUCCAGGAGCAGUUCCUGGGGCGCCCUAUGGCCAUUGCGGAAUGGAGCCUGUGCUAGGAGGAGGCCCUCGGUGUGGGCUGCAGUCGUCAGUAGAACACUGUGUUCCAGCCACCUUAGUAGACUCGCCAGGAGAAGCCAGCACCCUCCCCACCCUGUGUUCAGAAUGUGGCAUUGGCUUUGGCCCAGCCUUUCCCUGUUACCCAUAAUUCCCGCCUCUUUCCAUAAUCCAUGGUUUCAGUUUG